GACGAAGAUGUCAGCUCGGUCAUGUGAUCAGCGGUGUCCAAUCACAGCUGAUCAAAUGUAAAUAGGGAAAUGCCGUUUAUCGGCAUUUCUCUCCUCACAACAUUCCUCUGAGGGGACAUCUACACUGAUCAUCAGGGCACUGAUGAUCAGUGUGCUCUGAUGAUCAGUGUAGCCCCAGCAGUGCCACCUGUCAGUGCCCAUCAAUGCAAGCUGUCAUUGCCCAUCAAUGCCACCUGCCAGUGCCCAUCAGUGCCUCAUCAAUGCCACAUAUCAAUGCCUACCAGUGCAUAUCAAUGCCACAUAUCAGUGCCCAUCUGAGCUGCCUUUCAGUGUCAUCUAUCAGU
This is a messenger RNA of Staurois parvus, 344 nucleotides long. The record is from the annotation of a GenBank genome assembly. Lineage: Eukaryota; Metazoa; Chordata; Amphibia; Anura; Ranidae.